AUGGGGUACGUGAUGUGGAUGAUUGAGCCAUCUUAUGGAUGGUGCUGGUCACUCGCAGCCUCAGAACAACCCUCGAUUAUACCCUCAAAGUCGACAACCCUUGCCAAUUCCAAAGCUUCCCCCCUGCCCGAUAUUGGGGACCUCACCAAAGGCAAUUGUGAAGCUUCAAAAAUCCUUGCGCCAGCGCCGAAACCAAUCAGAAUCAAGUUGAAGGUAAAUGCGCCUGUUCCACCCACCACCGAGCCUGUUCCACCCACCACCGAGCCUGUUCCGCCCACCACCGAGCCUGCUCCACCCACCACUGAGCCUGUUCCACCGACGGCUAUGCCCAUACCAAUACCAACCGAACUGCCACCACCAAAGCUUGACACCCAAAAGGCAAGUGUUAAAAGGGGUAAGAAUAUCCCUCAGCCUUCGGUUCCAUUGCAAGAAACCCAACCUACUCGCCGAUCCAGCAGAAGGAAGUAG
Molecule: messenger RNA, 468 nt
Organism: Puccinia triticina
Lineage: Eukaryota; Fungi; Basidiomycota; Pucciniomycetes; Pucciniales; Pucciniaceae
Exons: 2
Coding region: 1-468 (155 amino acids)
Source: RefSeq, a predicted model, not a curated record